This is a messenger RNA of Oldenlandia corymbosa var. corymbosa, 1413 nucleotides long. NCBI's taxonomy places the organism in Eukaryota, Viridiplantae, Streptophyta, Magnoliopsida, Gentianales, Rubiaceae. The record is from the annotation of a GenBank genome assembly.
UGUUUUUGCUUAGAUGGAUUGAUUCCUAUCAAAGAAGAAGAAUUCCAUAUAAGAAGGGAAGACUGCUUUUUGUGGGUGUCACGUAACCAACUAUGAUGCUUCCAAAUAUCAAAUUCAUACUUUUUCUAUUUUGAAAGCAGAAGAAACGUCUCCUCUUUGGCCAACUUCUUUACGCAAGAGUUGUGUGGUGUUUUCAAACGAAAAACAGAGCUGUGAAAUGGAUACUUCCUAUCCCACACCCAUAGCUCCGACCAAGACGAGAAUUGGGUUUGUCGGAAUCGGGGUGAUGGGCGGCGCCAUGGCUUCUCGCCUUCUCUCUGCCGGCUAUACCGUCAGUAUCUUCGCCCGCACUCCUUCCAAGGCCGCUCCUCUGCACUCCAAAGGCGCCCAUUUGGCUUCCACCCUUGCCGACCUUGCAGGUCUGAGUGAUGUGAUCUUUACUAUGUUGGGGCACCCGUCAGAUGUUCGACAAAUUGUGUUAGAGAAUCUCCUCCCCUGUCUCAACCCCAACACCGUUAUUGUGGAUCAUACUACUAGCCACCCGACAUUGGCCAAGCUCAUAUACGAUUCCGCCCUUCAAAGGAACUGCCAUUCCGUUGAUGCUCCGGUCUCCGGGGGUGACAUUGGUGCUAGAGAUGGUAAAUUGGCAAUUCUAGCUGGGGGAAAUGAGGAUGUGGUGAAUUGGUUGAAACCAUUGUUUGAUGAGAUGGGGAGAGUCACAUAUGUUGGGGGGCCUGGAAAGGGUCAGCAUUGUAAGAUCGCGAACCAGAUUACCGUGGGAGCGAAUUUAUUGGGGUUGAGUGAAGGGCUUGUUUUCGCGGAGAAAGCAGGAUUGGACAAAUCCAAGUUCUUGGAGGCAGUGACAGGCGGUGCUGCUGGAUCCAUGGUGCUGGAACUGUUUGGGGAGAGGAUGAUAAAAAGGGACUUCAAACCCGGGGGUUUCGCGGAGUAUAUGGUGAAAGACUUGGGAAUGGGAGUGGAUGUUGAGGAGGAAGAAGGUACUCAGGUGGUGGUGUUGCCUGGUGCUGCUCUGUCUAAACAGUUGUUUGCUGCAAUGGUGGCUAAUGGUGGUGGGAAGCUUGGUACUCAGGGGCUAAUAUCAGUCAUAGAGAAGAUCAAUGGCCAUUGAGAAAAUGCAAUCAACCAAAUGGGGAAGAGCUUGGAAUUUCAUGGCUCAUUUAUCACUCAGAAUCUUACAUCGUGCUUUAAAAUUUAAUUCAAUUCUGCUAGCUCGCAACUCCAAAAGGGUUGUUGUUCGGUUACUUGUAGAGUUUGGUUAUGGCUUCUUCUUGUUAUUUAGUCGAUGAGUAAAACGUAUUAUGUUGUACAAUGUACAUAGACCAAACUGUUUUGGGAAUUGCAAAGAUGUCUUCCUUGAUUUAUAUCAGUUUCAAUUAGAAUUAUAUUCCUCCG